UACAAUUCCUACAGGACUGUCAGACGGCAUGGGGUGAGGAUCUCUUGGUGGAGUCGCCCCGACUGCUCAGAAGUGCCCUUUAUGAGAUGUGACAGUGACGGGAUGAUCGAGACCAUAUACGCGGGGGAUUGGGAGCUGGAAGGGCCCAUUCCGGACUCCAUUGGCAACCUCAGGAAGGCCGUAUACUUAGAGUUUCAUAAUAAUCGGUUCACGGGUUCAAUACCAGCUGCUAUCAGCAACCUUGACAAGCUGUCAAAACUAGGUCUAAGCAAUAAUCAGCUCUCAGGGUCAAUCCCUUCAUCAAUUUACACUCUCACAAGCCUGGAACAUCUAGGCCUCUCCUAUAAUCAGCUCACAGGCUCGAUCCCGGCAGCGAUCGGCAAUCUUGCAAGACUGAGUGUCCUAUUGCUGGACUACAACCAGCUCAGCGGCCCAAUCCCUCCCGCAAUCAGCAACCUCACAAAUCUGGACAGGCAUACUCUAGCCGCGGCCAUUCCCGCCGCCGCCGCCUCCUCCCCUCGCCGCCGCGGCCAUUCCGCCGCCGCCGCCUCCUCCCCUCGCCGCCGCGGCCAUUUCGCCGCCGCCGCCUCCUCCCCUCGCUGUCGCGGCCAUUCCGCCGCCGCCGCCUCCUCCCCUCGCCGUCGCGGCCAUUUCGCCGCCGCCGCCGCCGCCUCCCCUCGCCGCCGCGGCCAUUUCGCCGCCGCCGCCUCCUCCCCUCGCCGCCGCGGCCAUUUCCGCCGCCGCCGCCUCCUCCCCUCGCCGUCGCGGCCAUUUCGCCGCCGCCGCCUCCUCCCCUCGCCGCCGCGGCCAUUUCGCCGCCGCCGCCUCCUCCCCUCGCCGCCGCGGCCAAUCCGCCGCCGCCGCCUCCUCCCCUCGCCGCCGCGGCCACUUCGCCGCCGCCGCCUCCUCCCCUCGCCGCCGCGGCCAUUUCCGCCGCCGCCGCCUCCUCCCCUCGCCGUCGCGGCCAUUUCGCCGCCGCCGCCUCCUCCCCUCGCGGCUGCGGCCAUUUCGCCGCCGCCGCCUCCUCCCCUCGCCGCCGCGGCCAAUCCGCCGCCGCCGCCUCCUCCCCUCGCCGCCGCGGCCACUUCGCCGCCGCCGCCUCCUCCCCUCGCCGCCGCGGCCAUUUCCGCCGCCGCCGCCUCCUCCCCUCGCCAUCGCGGCCAUCUCGCCGCCGCCGCCUCCUCCCCUCGCCGCCGCGGCCAUUUCGCCGCCGCCGCCUCCUCCCCUCGCCGCCACGGCCAAUCCGCCGCCGCCGCCUCCUCCCCUCUCCGCCGCGGCCAUUUCCGCCGCCGCCGCCUCCUCCCCUCGUCGUCGCCUCUCCCGCACGCCGUCGCCUGCACAUCCCGAAGCCCCUCCCGCCCCGCCACCCGUUCGUAA
Messenger RNA from Closterium sp. Yama58-4, 1377 nucleotides. The record is from the annotation of a GenBank genome assembly. Lineage: Eukaryota; Viridiplantae; Streptophyta; Zygnematophyceae; Desmidiales; Closteriaceae.